AGUGUAUCACAAACUCGAGCAUUAGCACCAACCAGCUCUGAGCACCAUCAGUCUCUGGAAAGCCUUCUGAAUUAGACAAGGGCUGCCUCUCAGCACAGCUACAAAACACUUUCAACCUGACCAGCUAAAUGGAUAAACCUAGCCUGCAUAGCUUUUAAACUGGGGUCUCGCACAGCACAGGCGGCCUGGCUUGCUUCAACAGCUGCAAAAUCCUGAGGAUGAAUUGCUUUAUCUGGGAAUGGCAAAAGCCCGCACAGUAAGGAAUGCCAGGUUUCCGUCUAAUCACGCAGCUGAAAGGCAUGAGUGUGUUUCUGGUGCUAUUUCCCACCCUGCUGCUGGUUAUGCUGACGGGGGCUCAGAGAGCUUGCCCAAAGAACUGCAGAUGCGAUGGCAAGAUUGUAUACUGCGAGUCUCACGCCUUCGCAGACAUCCCUGAGAACAUUUCUGGAGGGUCACAAGGUUUAUCCUUAAGGUUCAACAGCAUUCAGAAACUCAAAUCCAAUCAGUUUGCCGGCCUUAACCAGCUUAUAUGGCUUUAUCUUGACCAUAAUUACAUUAGCUCAGUGGAUGAAGAUGCCUUUCAAGGGAUCCGCAGACUGAAAGAAUUAAUUCUAAGCUCCAACAAAAUUACCUAUCUGCACAAUAAAACAUUUCACCCAGUCCCCAAUCUCCGCAACUUGGAUCUCUCCUACAACAAACUUCAGACCUUACAAUCUGAGCAGUUUAAAGGCCUCCGGAAACUCAUAAUUUUGCACUUGCGAUCUAAUUCUCUAAAGACCGUGCCCAUAAGGGUUUUUCAAGAUUGCCGGAACCUUGACUUUCUGGAUUUGGGCUACAAUCGUCUCAGAAGCCUAUCGCGAAAUGCAUUUGCUGGUCUUCUGAAGUUGAAAGAGCUCCAUCUGGAGCACAAUCAGUUUUCAAAGAUCAACUUUGCUCAUUUUCCUCGUCUCUUCAACCUGCGAUCCAUUUACCUGCAAUGGAACAGGAUCCGCUCUGUCAGUCAAGGCCUAACCUGGACCUGGAGUUCCUUGCACACCUUGGAUUUAUCAGGGAAUGACAUCCAAGCAGUCGAGCCCGGCACAUUUAAAUGCCUCCCCAAUUUGCAAAAAUUGAAUUUGGAUUCCAACAAGCUCACCAAUGUCUCCCAGGAGACUGUCAAUGCAUGGAUAUCCUUAAUAUCCAUCACCUUGUCUGGAAACAUGUGGGAAUGUAGUCGGAGCAUCUGUCCUCUCUUCUACUGGCUGAAGAAUUUCAAAGGGAAUAAAGAAAGUACCAUGAUAUGCGCAGGGCCUAAGCACAUACAGGGUGAGAAGGUUAGCGAUGCUGUGGAGACCUACAACAUCUGCUCUGACGUCCAGGUAGUCAACACGGAAAGAUCACACCUGGCUCCUCAAACACCCCAGAAGCCCCCGUUCUUUCCCAAACCUACCAUCUUCAAACCGGAUGCCAUCCCAGCCACCCUGGAGGCAGUGAGCCCAUCCCCGGGCUUUCAAAUUCCAGGUACGGAUCAUGAGUAUGAGCAUGUGUCAUUUCACAAAAUCAUCGCAGGGAGCGUGGCUCUGUUCCUCUCCGUGGCCAUGAUUCUCCUGGUGAUCUAUGUGUCUUGGAAACGGUACCCAGCCAGCAUGAAGCAACUCCAACAGCACUCACUUAUGAAGAGGAGACGGAAAAAGGCGAGGGAGUCAGAGAGACAAAUGAAUUCCCCUUUACAGGAAUACUACGUGGACUACAAGCCGACGAACUCUGAGACCAUGGAUAUAUCGGUUAAUGGAUCUGGUCCCUGCACAUAUACCAUCUCUGGCUCCAGGGAGUGUGAGGUAUGAACCGUGAUCCUCCUAAAACCAUUUCCACUGCGGGGAAGGAGAGGUAAAUGUUUGAGGCUCUAGUGGUGUGGCUAAUCACUAGAAAGAUUAACGACCCUUUUGCUUUGGGGUUUUGCUCAGUGUGAAAGGUUACUUAAUUAAAUUGCAACCACCAGGAAACUGACUACUUUAAAAAAAAAAAUGGUUGAAACUUGAAAGAAAAUCAUUCAAGGAUGGGAUUAAGUUGUAAUAAAAUUCUAUGUUAAAACACCUGUUUUUUUUCAGUUGUUUUG
Molecule: messenger RNA, 2095 nt
Organism: Apodemus sylvaticus (European woodmouse)
Lineage: Eukaryota; Metazoa; Chordata; Mammalia; Rodentia; Muridae
Gene: Lrrtm4
Product: leucine rich repeat transmembrane neuronal 4
Exons: 2
Coding region: 264-1823 (519 amino acids)
Cellular component (GO): plasma membrane
Molecular function (GO): protein binding
Source: RefSeq, a predicted model, not a curated record